AUGGGGAAGGAGCAGGAGCUGGUGCAGGCGGUGAAGGCGGAGGACGUGGGGACCGCGCAGCGGCUGCUGCAGAGGCCGCGGCCGGGGAAAGCCAAACUCCUGGGCUCCACCAAGAAGAUCAAUGUCAACUUCCAGGACCCGGAUGGCUUCUCUGCCCUGCACCACGCGGCCCUGAACGGCAACACGGAGCUGAUCAGCCUGCUGCUGGAGGCCCAGGCUGCCGUCGACAUCAAGGACAACAAAGGCAUGCGGCCACUGCACUACGCGGCCUGGCAGGGCCGGAAGGAGCCCAUGAAGCUGGUGCUGAAGGCGGGCUCCGCGGUGAACAUCCCGUCGGACGAGGGCCACAUCCCCCUGCACCUCGCAGCCCAGCACGGCCACUAUGACGUGUCCGAGAUGCUGCUGCAGCACCAGUCGAACCCGUGCAUGGUGGACAGCGCCGGGAAGACGCCCCUGGACCUGGCCUGCGAGUUCGGCCGCGUUGGGGUGGUCCAGCUGCUCCUGAGCAGCAACAUGUGCACGGCCUUGCUGGAGCCCCGGCCGGGGGACACCACUGACCCCAACGGCACCAGCCCCUUGCACCUGGCGGCCAAGAACGGCCACAUCGACAUCAUCAGACUCCUGCUCCAAGCUGGUAUCGACAUCAACCGUCAGACCAAGUCUGGCACGGCGCUGCACGAGGCCGCCCUCUGUGGGAAGACGGAAGUGGUUCGGCUGCUGCUGGACAACGGGAUCAACGCCCACGUGAGGAACACGUACAGCCAGACGGCCCUGGACAUCGUGCACCAGUUCACCACGUCGCAGGCCAGCAAGGAGAUCAAGCAGCUGCUGCGAGAGGCCUCGGCGGCUCUGCAGGUCCGGGCGACCCAAGAUUAUUGCAACAAUUAUGACCUGACUAGCCUCAACGUGAAAGCCGGGGACAUCAUCACAGUCCUUGAGCAGCAUCCAGACGGCCGAUGGAAGGGCUGUAUCCAUGACAACCGGACAGGCAAUGACCGGGUGGGCUACUUCCCAUCCUCCCUGGGUGAGGCCAUCAUCAAGCGAGCAGGUCCCCGAGCAGGUGCUGAACAAAGCUCCCCUCAGGGAGGCGGCUUGCCGGGAGCCGCAGCGCCACCCGAAGAGAUCUGGGUGCUGAGGAAGCCUUUUGCAGGUGGAGACCGCAGCGGCAGCUUGAGCGGCGUGGCUGCUGGCCGGAGCAGCGGGGCCCACACCCUGCAUGCAGGCUCUGAAGGGGUCAAGCUCCUGGCCACAGUGCUCUCCCAGAAGUCCCUCUCCGAGUCUAGCCCCGGGGACAGCCCCGUCAAGCCUCUGGAGGGCUCAGCAGGGGCGGCCAGGUCCCAGCCUCCAGGGUCCCAUGCUGGGCAGGUGUACGCGGAACUGCCGUCCAAGAAGCUGGAGUCGGCAUCGGAGGGCAAGAGCGCCGAGGCCGUGAGCCAGUGGCUCGCCACGUUCCAGCUGCAGCUGUACGCCCCCAACUUCCUCAGCGCCGGCUACGACCUGCCCACCAUCAGCCGCAUGACCCCCGAGGACCUCACGGCCAUUGGGGUCACCAAACCCGGCCACCGGAAGAAGAUCACGGCAGAGAUCAGCAGCCUCAGCCUCCCCGACUGGCUGCCUGAGCACAAGCCCGCGAACCUGGCGGUGUGGCUGUCCAUGAUCGGCCUGGCCCAGUACUACAAGGUACUGGUGGACAACGGCUACGAGAACAUCGACUUCAUCACCGACAUCACCUGGGAGGACCUGCAGGAGAUCGGGAUCACCAAGCUGGGACACCAGAAGAAGCUGAUGCUGGCGGUGAGGAAGCUGGCGGAGCUGCAGAAGGCGGAGUACGCCAAGUACGAGGCGGGGCCUCUGCGCCAGAAGGCGCCGCAGUCCCUGGAGGUGAUGGCCAUCGAGUCGCCGCCCCCUCCGGAGCCUGCCCCGGCCGAGUGCCAGUCUCCCAAGAUGACCACCUUCCAAGACAGCGAGCUCAGCGGCGAGCUGCAGGCUGCCCUGACGGGCCCGGCCGAGGCCGCCGCCCCCCCUGCCGCUGCCGAGAAGCCCUCCAACCACCUGCCGCCCACCCCGAGGGCCUCUGCGCGCCCGGAGCCCAGACUGGGCGGGCGCGCCCGGCACAUGAGCAGCUCUCAGGAGCUGCUGGGCGAUGGGUUCCCCGGGCCCAGCGGCCCCAUGUCACGAAGCCAGGAGUACCUGCUGGACGAGGCGCAGGGCGCCGGCACUCUGCCCAAGGAGGCCCGGCCCAGCCGCCACGGCCAGGGCGUCAAGCGGGCCAGCGUGCCCCCGGUGCCCGGCAAGCCGCGGCAGGUCCUCCCGCCGGCCGCCGGCCCCUUCACGCCCCCCCAGACGCCCACGAAAGCUCGGCCGGGUUCCCCCCAGGCCCUGGGGGCGCCUCACGGCCCAGCCCCGGCCACAGCCAAGGUGAAGCCCACCCCACAGCUGCUGCCGCCGACGGAGCGGCCCAUGUCGCCCCGCUCCCUGCCUCAGUCGCCCACACACCGGGGCUUCGCCUACGUGCUGCCCCAGCCCGUGGAGGGCGAGGCUGCCCCCGCCCCCGCCCCCGCCCCCGCCCCGGUGCCCGUGCUGUGUCUGCCCCCCGAGUCCGAGUCCGACGUGGAGCCGGGGCGCCCCAAGAAGCGCGCCCACAGCCUGAAUCGCUACACGGCAUCCGACAGCGAGCAGGAGCGGGAGGAGCUGCUGGUGCCGGCCGCCGCGGGGCCCUACGCCACCGUCCAGCGGCGCGUGGGCCGCAGCCACUCGGUGCGGGCGCCCGCCGGGGCCGACAAGAACGUCAACCGCAGCCAGUCCUUCGCCGUGCGGCCCCGCAAGAAGGGGCCCCCGCCGCCGCCGCCCAAGCGCUCCAGCUCCGCCAUGGCCAGCGCCAACCUGGCCGACGAGGCCGCGCCCGAGGCCGAGGCCAAAGGGGCCGGGCCCUCAGACGGCCAGCUCGGGGUGCGGGCGCAGCGCCGGCGGGCCAGCGACCUGGCCAGCAGCGUGGACACGGGCAGCGCCGGCAGCGUGAAGAGCAUCGCGGCCAUGCUCGAGCUGUCCUCCAUCGGGGGCGGGGGCCGCGCCGCCCGCAGGCCCCCCGAGGGCCACCCCACGCCGCGCCCCGACAGCCCCGAGGCCGGCCGCGUGGCGACCGUGCUGGCCUCCGUGAAGCACAAGGAGGCCAUCGGGCCGGACGGAGAGGUGGUGAACCGGCGCCGCACCCUCAGCGGGCCGGUCACCGGGCUCCUGGCCGCCGCCCGCCGAGGGCCCGGGGAGCCGGCGGGGCCCGCAGACCACGGCCACUUGGCAGAGGAUGGCGCUGCCCGGCAGAGGCCUCGGGGUCCGGCCAAGGGAGAGGCGGGCGGGGAGGGCCCCCCCUUGGCCCGGGUGGAGGCCAGUGCCACGCUGAAGAGGCGCAUCCGAGCCAAGCAGAGCCAGCAGGAGAAUGUCAAGUUCAUCUUGACCGAGUCUGACACCGUCAAGCGCCGGCCCAAGGCCAAGGAGCGGGAGGCGGGCCCAGAGCCGCCCCCGUCGCUGUCGGUGUACCAGAACGGCACGGGCACCGUGCGCCGCAGACUGGGCCCUGAGCAAGCCGGGCCCCUGGAGCUGCCCCCGCCGCCCGCGCCCACCGAGCCCCUGCCCGCCGACCCGAUGCACUUGCCCCCGCUGCCCCCGCCAGACGGCGAUGCCCGGAGACCAACCAAGCCGCCCGUCUCUCCCAAGCCCGUCCUGGCUCAGACGGUACCCAAGAUCCAGGGGUCACCCACUCCCGCCUCCAAGAAGGUGCCGCUGCCAGGACCCAGCAGCCCAGAGGUGAAGAGCGCCCACGGCACGCCGCCGCCCGUGUCCCCCAAGCCGCCGCCGCCGCCCACGGCGCCCAAGCCGCUCAAGGCCGCGGCGGGGCUGCAGCCGGGCAGCGCCAACCCGUCGCCCACGCCCUCGCCGGCGCGCCAGCCGCCCGCCGCCCUGGCCAAGCCCGCCGGCCCGCCGCCCGCGCUGAGCGCCAGCCCCGCCAGCCCCGCCAGGCCGCCGUCCCCCGGCGCGCCCGCGCCGCACGUGCCCGCCAAGCCGCCGCGCGCCGCCGCCGCCGUCGCCGCCGCCGCCGCCGCCGCCUCGGGGCCCCCGGCCGCACCCGAGGGCGCCUCGCCGGGGGACAGCGCGCAGCAGAAGCUGGAGGAGACGAGCGCCUGCUUGGCGGCGGCGCUGCAGGCCGUGGAGGAGAAGAUCCGGCAGGAGGACGCGCAGGGCCAGCGCCCCUCCGCCUCGGAGAAGAGCACGGGCAGCAUCCUGGACGACAUCGGCAGCAUGUUCGAUGACCUGGCGGACCAGCUGGACGCCAUGCUGGAAUGA
Messenger RNA from Pipistrellus nathusii (Nathusius's pipistrelle), 4338 nucleotides. NCBI's taxonomy places the organism in Eukaryota, Metazoa, Chordata, Mammalia, Chiroptera, Vespertilionidae. The record is from the annotation of a GenBank genome assembly.